Molecule: messenger RNA, 1215 nt
Organism: Lasiodiplodia theobromae
Lineage: Eukaryota; Fungi; Ascomycota; Dothideomycetes; Botryosphaeriales; Botryosphaeriaceae
Product: Cell lysis protein
Exons: 7
Coding region: 1-1215 (404 amino acids)
Source: RefSeq, a predicted model, not a curated record
AUGACCACCGAAGCUCCGCCCCAAAUCCCUACGCCGGAUCUUAGUAUUACCAACGGUGGAAACUACGUCGAUCUUGAUCCCACGCAAGACAUUCCCACGCAGAGCGCUCCCGAGCCGACUUCUGCGCCCGCCGCCGAGUCCACUCCGCAGACGAACGGCACGUACAAGACCGCGAUUGUCAACUCUGCGCAAUCCGCCAUGGACACGGUUCAGAACUCUUCGCUUGCCCAGCAAGCCAUCAACGGCCCCGUUGGCGAGAGCGUCAAGUCUGAGACUGCAAAGACGCAGUCUGAGUUCCGCGACCUCGCUGACGCCCGUCGCGUGCCGAACCAGCCUGCCGCUACCGGCCAGCCCUUGACCCACUACCACUCCAUGUUCUACAGGCUUCUUAGCUGGAGGAACCCCCGCGCAACCAGCAUCUCGUUUGCCUGCUCUGUCCUCUUCAUUUUCGCCGCGCGCUAUGUAAACAUCGUCCGCUACAUCUUCAAGCUCCUCUGGGUUACUCUCGGCUGCACUGCGUUCGCUGAGGUCGCUGGACAGGCCGCUCUGGGCCAUGGACUUGCUACACAGAUGCGCCCACGCAAGUAUUACAUGAUCCGCAAGGACUCCUUGGAGCGCCUUACGGACGAUCUGGAGCAGCUCAUCAACUUCUUCGUCAUUGAGUUCCAGCGCGUGGUGUUCGUUGAGAACCUCUACGUCAGCGGGGCGUGCUUUGUUGCCUCGUUCAUCUCCUACUGGCUCAUCAAGUGGCUCCCUCUCUGGGGUCUCAGCCUGAUUGCCACGAUCCUCCUCUACAUGGGCCCUCUCGUGUACAUUCAGAACAAGGAGUACAUCGACGAGCAGCUCCGCCUUACCAACAAGAUGCUGAACGAGCAGACCCACCAGUUCAAGGAACUCGCUGCUCAGCACAGCACCCGUGCGCAGAAGCAGCUGAAGGUCUACGCGGAUGAGUACAGCCACAAGGCGCAGGAGAUGAUUGGACAAGCCAAGAACAAGGCUUUCCCUACCAGGAGCCGGCCGACGACUCCGGCUGCUCCUGCAGCUGCUCCCGCUGCGGCCGCUCCUGAGAUGACGCAGGAGAAGGCUCCGCUUCAGGAGGCUGACUUCCCUGAGGCUCCCAAGGAAGCCCUCGCGGCCGAUGUUCCUGAGGUUCCCCAUGUUCAGGAGCCCGCUGAGGAUUUGAUUGAUACCAAGGUUCCCGAGCCGGCUAUCUAA